Molecule: messenger RNA, 2056 nt
Organism: Alosa alosa (allis shad)
Lineage: Eukaryota; Metazoa; Chordata; Actinopteri; Clupeiformes; Clupeidae
Product: alpha-(1,3)-fucosyltransferase 7-like
Exons: 2
Coding region: 96-1196 (366 amino acids)
Cellular component (GO): membrane
Molecular function (GO): alpha-(1->3)-fucosyltransferase activity
Source: RefSeq, a predicted model, not a curated record
UUGAGUUUGAAGAGCUCUGGUUCCACGUCUACUUUGCGGAGCCUAUACCACGUGUCAGCUCAAAGGCACAGCUAAGGGGAGAAGAGCAGAGCCACAUGCAACCGCUCAACCACGAGAGCUUCCGGCAUGUCUCCCGACUCAAGCGCACGCUUCCUAAGUGGUUAAUACACUGGAUAUCUACCAUGAGGAUUUGCUUUCGAAAGAUGACCUGCGUACUGCUCACUUCAUCUUCACUCAUCUCAAUAUUCUCAUUAUUUUACUUGCUAUCACCGAUAGAGCCUAUGGAUUAUAAACAGAGAGACCUUUUUACUUUUUCAAGCACAAAUGUCACAAUCCUGCUCUGGCACUGGCCUUUUGGAAAGCCAUACAGCCUGAGUGCUGAUGUGUGUUUGGAGCAGUAUGGCUAUCAUGGAUGCCUUCUGGUGGAUAAUCGGUCCUGGUUUUUAAGAGCAGAUUUGGUGGUCUUCCACAAUCGCGAGUUGGUGUCAGGUCAACAGAGGCUGCCAUUGAACAGUUCCCGCCCGCCCGGCCAGAGGUGGGUCUGGAUGUCCUUGGAGAGCCCAGAGAACAGUGGGAAUCUCGAGGGCCUUGAAUGUCACUUCAGUUAUGUCAUGACCUACAGACGGGAUGCAGACAUUACCAUCCCAUAUGGAGAACUGGUGCCGAAGGAAGCAAAUAAUGACAGCACAGUUGAUGCCCGCUUACCAAUGAACAAAACGUUCCAAGCCUGCUGGGUUGUGAGUAACUACUCAAAACGACAUUACAGGUCGACUGUGUAUAAGCAGCUUAAAAAAGUAAUUAAUGUGAAAGUGUAUGGGAAAGCUACGAAAAACCCUUUGGACGCAGAGAGUCUGUUACCCACAAUCUCUCACUGCUAUUUCUACCUUGCUUUUGAAAACUCCAUCUCCAGAGACUACAUCACAGAGAAGUUUUGGCGAAAUGCCUUACUAGGGGGAGCAGUGCCUGUAGUUUUAGGUCCACCGCGGGAACAGUAUGAGGCCGUGGCACCAAAAGACUCCUUUAUCCAUGUGGACGACUUCAGUUCCAUUAACGAGCUUGGAGAAUUUCUCAAGAAUCUGACAGUGGAUAAAGAACGCUAUGCCACUUAUUUUGCUUGGAAACAUCAGUAUUCUGUUAAACUGCACACAGACUGGCGGGAGAGGCUUUGUUCUAUCUGCUCUCAUCGCCACAAAUGAAAGGUGCUCAAGUGAUGUAACGCGGUUUCUAAGCUAAAACAUCACCCCAUCAUCUUAGCUGCCUAUGCCCUGAAUACACUAAAAAUAUGCAGCCUCUGUGGACAGCCCAGGCUCUAAAAACGACAACAAAAACAACUUGGUCCAUCCUGGACCAUAAAAACAAAACAAACUGUUGCAGCAAAUCACCGACUAGAUGUGCGUUUAGGAGAGUUCCAGUUGCACGGGAGGGAGAAGCGAGGGACUAGCUCUCUGUUUUGUUUGAACGGAACAGAAGUGACAUUACCCAACAUCGCUUAGAGUGCCUUUAAGAUCACAAAAAGUAUACUAUGACAUUGGUGCAAUGAAGAGGUAAAAAAACAUAAUAAGAUUGAUGUUCAAAAUUAUACUUGAUUUACUAUCGUUAUUUAUUUUGUGUUUGUGCAAUAUACUAAUUUUGUUUGUGUACCAUUUCAUUCCAACACAAUUUUGCUCUUUUUUUGAAAGAUUGUAGUUUUUUGAGUAAAGCUUGAAUGGGGGGCAUUAGUUAAAAGACUCCAAUCUUUCAAGAAUCUUUCCCAAAUGUUGUCAGUCUUCUGAUUUAUGGGUAGCAUUAGUUUCGGUAAUUCUGUUGUCGAAUAUAUCAAGGUUUUUAAGAGACACAUGGGUUACACAAUUCAUGUUUAAUUAUCAUAUUAAUUAGCUCUCUCUCUCUCCCUGGGUGUGUGCCUGAGGAAACAGACUCAAGGAUUGGUCUGUGCAGAUGUUUCCUGGUAAAAAUCUCCAUCUUGCUGACUUUGGCCAAAAUUGAAUGAAAUUGCUGUUGGUGUAGGUAUUUGCUGUAGGUAACAUGUUUUUUUUGCAAAUAAAAAUAAUAAAAAGCG